UUUGGCUCAAAGAAUCAAGGAGACUUUAUAAUUUAACUAAGAACAUAACUGGAGAGGAGAUUGUUUUAGUAGAUGCUGAUGAUUUAGUUCAAGAACCAGAGAAAAUUUUGAAAAAAUAUUGUGAGAUGGUCAACGUAGAGUUUAAGAAAGAAAUGCUUGAAUGGAAAGAAAAAAGAUUGAAAAUAUGGGAUUUAAAAUUGUCAGGUCCAGAUAUAGAUUAUUUGAAUGUAAUGCAAAGUAUAGGAUUUGACAAAUCAAUCAAUAAUGAUGAAAAAAUUGAAUAUCCUCAACAUGUUUAUGACUUAAUUGCUAAAAGCAAACCUCAUUAUGAAUACUUGUUUCAACAUAGAAUUAAGAUUUAG
Molecule: messenger RNA, 362 nt
Organism: Dentiscutata erythropus
Lineage: Eukaryota; Fungi; Glomeromycota; Glomeromycetes; Diversisporales; Gigasporaceae
Source: the annotation of a GenBank genome assembly